UUUAUCGUUCAUGUACGUCAUACUUCAUGCACACUGGAGUUUAUCGUUAGUUCAGUUCCGCGUAGAGAGCUUUAAAACAAGUGGUUGCUUAUUAAUCUUUAAACUAUUUUUUUCUUUUUGUAAAAUUCUGCAUAAAUUUAAUGAAGCUCCAACACCUACAGUAGCAGUGACAUAGGUCUUAUCAAAUAAUAAUUAAACCAACAGUCUGAACGAGGAUUAAGAAAAUGUUUACUUUAUGUGUCUUACUUUUAACCCUGAUCAGCUGGUCCUGUGGCGCCUUCCCGGGACCUCCUAAACCGCAAAUAAACGAUAGGCCGAUUAUUGGAAUACUUACUCAGGAAACAGAAGAUGACAACCUAAAACCAUAUGGGAAAACGUAUAUCCCAUCGUCAUAUGUUAAAUACCUAGAGUCUGCUGGCUGCAGGGUAACACCAGUCAAGUUGAAUCUGACGUUGCCUGAAUAUGAGAAGAUUUUUAAUUCAAUAAAUGGGAUGAUGUUCAUUGGCGGUGCAGUUAAUUUACUGACCUCAGACUUUGCCAAAGCAGCAGCAGUUUUCUACAAGCUUGCACUGAAGGCCUACGUCUCGGGAGACUAUUUCCCUUUGUGGGGGACUUGUCUGGGUUUUCAGCUGCUCACUGCGCUGGUUGCCGGGGACGACCUGCUGACCAACGCCACUGUAGAAAACAAGGCGUUGCCGCUCAAACUCACAGCUGGUGCAGAAUCCAGCCGAAUGUUCCGGAAUUUUCCUCCUGAGUUGAUGAAGUCUUUGUCCCAGGAGCCACUGACUGGAAAUUUUCAUCACUAUGGCAUCGCAACACAGACAUUUGAAGGAAAUGAGAGACUGGAAAGUUUCUUUUCCAUCCUGUCUACGAACAAGGCUAAGGAAGGAGUGGAGUUUGUUUCAACAAUAGAAGCACAGCCGGACUCAGAGUCACUGGAAGGCAAGGCAGACGGGCCCACUUCGUCCUGCCGCGGAGACUUCAGCCGUUGUCCAUGGAAAAAAAUAUCCCUUCUAUGGAGUCCAGUGGCACCCAGAGGUGAGUCGGUUUCAGUGGCAUCCAGACCAGGAGUUCCCUCACUCGGUGAACGCGGUGCGAGUGUCCUACCUCACUGCAGAUUUUUUUGUUAAUGAAGCUCGGAGGAGUUCCCACCACUUCUCAAGUGCUAAAGAAGAAGACGCUGCUCUGAUAUACAACUACUCUCCGCUGUACGUAGGAAAUAUCUCCAGUUACAUGCAGAUCUACUUCUUCUAGGGUUCCUGGAAGCAGUGACACACACAAUUACUCUCCAACUCCAACAGGCUUUCUCAGGUGACCCAGAAUUAAACUAAUGAAAAUGAGCCUUUGCGCUGAAAGUGUUGCAUAAUGUGUCUUUAAUAUGACAAGCCCAGUACUUACUGUUCCUGCCUUGUGUGCACUGUGCAGGUUUCUGUGGUAUUAAAAACACUUUUUUUAAAUUAUACACCGGAUGUGAAAGGAUGAGAUUAAAUAAAGCAUUUAUUUAGCCCACAGCUUUCUUGAAAAAUUGAAUUUAUAUAUAUUGUAACAGAUCAAUGAGGUGGGUUAAAAGCCUCCCUGCCAAGCUAAUUGUUUUUGUUUAAUUUAAUUGUAUUGUUUAAUUGUAUUAUUUGUUAAUUGUUUUAUUGUUUUGGCAGUGGCUCGUUAUUGUAAAUUAGAGUCAACUGCCAAUAUUUAACCCUUUGCGGUCCAUUGUCGGACUGGGUCCAACAUUGCAAUUAUUCCUCACAGGUCCUUUGUCGGACUGGGUCCGACAUCAUUAUAGCAACGCAUAAAACGGGUUUCUAGUCGUUUUUUCUCCGGAAAAAGCUGAGAAAACCAUUCAAUUGCCGAGUGAGAGCGACAGGAGCCGAGACAAGUCGGAAAAAAAAAAAAAAAAGCGUAUCUCAUGAAUAGUCAUACAUGGUAUCUGGUAUCAGAUAACGGGGCGGGUCGUAAGUAAACAAGUUGGCUGACUGAAUCAGCACACAGAAAACACGGACAUUUGCAGAGCUUUUUUGAGAUGUUAUAGUAAUAAAAUAAUAAAAAUGACUUGGAUCGCAUUAUUGAGGAGUUUGGUGAUAAAACGAGUGAUCCGGAGAUGAUCGAUCGGUAUGUACGACUAUUCUUCUUCUUCUUCUUCUUAUUAUUAUUAUUUAUUUCUUACAUAGGUGAACGCUAUAGCAAACAAAAGGGUGGGGUGGGGCUGGAGAUGCCUAGUGAGUGCUUUGUUGAUAUGCAGGGCCAUUUAAACCCGUUUGACUGUGGAAAUAAAUACUUUUAAACAGCGUGUCUAAAAUUAACUGCGCGUAUGAAAAUAAAUUAGACCUGACGUGCCUGACGCGCGAUUAAUAAAUGGACCGCAAAGGGUUAACCCUUUGCGGUCCUGUGUCGGACCUGGUUCAACAUUGCAAUUAUUUCUAUCUGGUCCAAUGUCGGACCCUGUCCGACAUCAUCAAAAAGACGCAAAAAACGGGUUUCUAGUCGUUUUUUCUCCGGAAAAAGCCGAGAAAACCAUUCAAUGGCCGAGUAGGAGCGACAGGAGCCCGAGACAAGCCGGAAAAAAAGGGCGUAUCUCAUGAAUAUUCAUACUUGCCCCUGGCAUCAGAUAACGGCGGCCAUAAGGAAACAAGCUGGCUGCUACUGCAUCCGCGCUCAGAGAAUAUCACAGACAUUUGCAUUUGGAUCGCAUUAUUGAGGCGUUUGGUGAUAAAACGAGUGAUCAGGAGAUGAUUGAUUGGUAUGUACGACUAUUUUUGUUAUUAUUAUUAUUAUUAUUAUUUAUUUCUUCGCACAUGUGAAAGCUAUAUCCAACGAAAGGGUGGGGCGGGGCUGGAGAUGCCUAGUGAGUGUUUUGUUGAUAUGCAGGGCCUUUUAAACCCGUUUGACUGUGGAAAAAAAUACUUUUAAACAGUGCGUCUAAAAUUAACUGCGCGUGUGAAAAUAAAUUGGACCUGACGCGCCUGACACGCACUUAAUAAAUGGACUGCAAAGGGUUAAACCUACGUUUGGUUUAUAUAUGUUUGUGUAAAAGUGUUUAGAUGUUGUGUAUGUCAGGUAAACAGCUUAGUUGUCCUACAGGUUAGUCAGGGAGCUGCUUAUGUUUAGUAAGUGCAGGUAAGAGCUCGGUUUGUGUUUGUUUAUUUUUGUUUUAUAUAAUAAAAGUGCGCAUAAAGCUCUGAAAAUCAA
Molecule: messenger RNA, 3186 nt
Organism: Acipenser ruthenus (sterlet)
Lineage: Eukaryota; Metazoa; Chordata; Actinopteri; Acipenseriformes; Acipenseridae
Product: gamma-glutamyl hydrolase-like
Exons: 10
Coding region: 225-1130 (301 amino acids)
Biological process (GO): tetrahydrofolylpolyglutamate metabolic process
Cellular component (GO): vacuole
Molecular function (GO): gamma-glutamyl-peptidase activity
Source: RefSeq, a predicted model, not a curated record